AUGGCAACUCCUUCACGCAUGCCACCCCGUGGCAUCUCAACCCUCAACCUCAACAAGCCCGUCCGCCCAGGCAUCGAGCGCGCCCCCACAUCCACCAACCUCUCCCGCCCACUCCCCAUCCACCGCCUCCAAGGCAAAGUCAUCUUCAUCACCGGCGGCGGCGGCAAAAUCGGCGUCGAGAGCGCCGGCAGACUGCUCGUCGAAGGCGCCAACGUAGCCCUCAUCGACACCAACCAGCCCGCCCUCGAGGCCGCCGUGCCCGUUCUCAAAGCUGCUGUUUCCACGGGCGUGCCUCUCGAGUCACGGCUGCUUACGAUUGCAGCGGAUGCGACCAAGGAGGCCGACGUCGAGGCUUGCGUCAAGAAGACGGUGCAGCGGUUUGGCAAGCUAGAUGCUGCGUUGUUGAAUUGCUCGGAGAGGGAGGACAAUACGUCGUUGUUUGAGAUGAGCGAGGAGGACUGGGAUCGUAUUAUGCUCAUCAAUGCAAAGUCUGCCUUUCUCGGCGUAAAACACUGCGCGGCCGCCAUGCGCGCCUCGGGCGGCUCCAUCAUCCUGCGCUCCUCCAUCGCCGGUCUUCGCGGCAUGCCCGGCCUAAUCGCCUACUCGUCUUCGAAAUUCGCCCUUCGCGGCAUCGCCCUCACCGCCGCUGAGGAGCUGGGCCAAUACGGCAUUCGCGUCAACACCAUACACACGAGCAUCAUUGACACGCCAGGCUACAAAGAUGGCUGGGAUAAGGAGCAGUUGGAUGAGUUGAGGGAUGAGACAGCACUGGGCAGGUUUGGCGCUCCGGAUGAUGUGGCGAGUGUGGUGGCUUUUUUGGCGAGCGAAGAUAGCAAAUUUAUGACUGGCGGGCAUUUGAAGAUUGAUGGUGGAUGUGUUAGUGUUUGA
Molecule: messenger RNA, 888 nt
Organism: Plenodomus lingam JN3
Lineage: Eukaryota; Fungi; Ascomycota; Dothideomycetes; Pleosporales; Leptosphaeriaceae
Molecular function (GO): oxidoreductase activity
Source: RefSeq, a predicted model, not a curated record